GGGGCGAAGUUAGGGCUCUGGGGAGCAGGUGGCUUGGGGAUGGGGAGCAGAGGUGAACGUCUUCCCCUGGCUCUAGGUGGCCUGAGUCCUGUCCACGGGCAGCCAGUGUCCACCCAGAUGUGAGAGGAGACAGGCCGGGAGAGAGAGGAGAAAAGGCCCUUCAGAGAGAAAGCCGGGGUGCGGGCUGAGACGCCUGGGAUGGGAUGCAGGAAGGGAGGGCGUCACGGGGCAGCCAGGCUGCAGGUGGCCUGGUCAAGGUCGGGGCUGGGUCUGUCCAUCUGUGCCCAUCUGCCUCUCAUCACCAAGAGAGCCAACCCUUGUCUGUCCCUCGUGCAAAUAGUUAGCUGAGGGAGUCACUGUUGCCUGCCUGGCUCUUUGACUUGGGUCCUCUUGUGUCCAGUCACCCAGGACCCCCUCCAGGGCACCCCGACGCUGGAGAGAGGAGCUAGAAAGAGAAACAGGGGAGCAGAGGGGAGGGGCACGGAGGCAGAGGCGGAGUGGGAGAGGAGGUGAGAGAGGAGGAGGGCAGGUGGCGGCAGGGUGGGGCUCCCUCUAUAAAGGGAGAGCCUGCCGGACUGGAAGCCAGACACCUUGGGGACACCCCAGCAGGACCGGCUCCCUGGACCCCGUAGGUUCUGGUGCCCAAGGAGGACCAGCCGGCGCUAUGAACCCGUGGCUCUUGGCCUGCCUGGUGGCCUGCUCCGUGGGCGCCUGGGCCCCCGCUGUCCACGCUCAAGGUGUCUUUGAGGACUGCUGCCUGGCCUAUCACCGCCACGCCAGGCUGGCCAUGCUCCGGCACGCCCAGGGUUACCUGCGCCAGGAGGUGACGGGGAGCUGCAACCUGCCUGCCGUGAUAUUCUUCUUCCGUCAGAAGCAGAGGAUGGUGUGUGGGGACCCACGGGCCAGGUGGGUGCAGAAGGGGAUGAAGAUCCUGGAUGCCCGGAACAAGGCCCCCUCAAAGCCCCACGCAGGUGCCCAGAGAACCUUCCAAGGCUCUCACUCUGGGGUGAAGAAGUUGAACUCUGGACCCUCCAGGCUACCACUGUUCAUGUUUAGGGGUCCCACCAGAAGCAGCAAGAAGAACACCUCCUUUCCGAGAACAGCUAAACCAGUCCCACCUGCAGGACAGUGAACCACACCUCUCCAGGACCAGCCGGCCCAAGCUGGACUGCAUCUUCCUCUGCCACGCCCAUUGCCCUGCGGCCCUGGCUGCCCCAGCUUCUCUGCCCUUCAGGUCAAACCCUAAUCCCCAUGCCUGAGCCGCUGCUGUUUCCGUCCCUGUCACCCCUGCCAACCCCAGCUCCCCAGGCAGCUGGAAGGAGGGGACUCCGGGAACCAGAGCGAGCCCUGGGCAACGGGCCUGGUACAGAAC
Molecule: messenger RNA, 1372 nt
Organism: Equus caballus (horse)
Lineage: Eukaryota; Metazoa; Chordata; Mammalia; Perissodactyla; Equidae
Gene: CCL25
Product: C-C motif chemokine ligand 25
Biological process (GO): immune response
Cellular component (GO): extracellular region
Molecular function (GO): chemokine activity
Source: RefSeq, a predicted model, not a curated record